GAUAGGUACAGUCGCAUCCAAUUGAAACGGUUUGAAUAAAUUCAUAAACUUUCGGUUUCGAUCGGAUCAUGUCCUCCAAGCUGCUUAGCUACUUAGCUAGUUAGUUAGUCGUUUAGUUAGUUAGUAAGAGUCGAGCAGCGUAGAAGGAGGCCGAGGACAACGGUUUUUUUGGCGCACUUAGCCAAAAAGCAACGCGUUUGCUCCGUGUGCAACGAAUCAACACAACUUUACACUACAUACCAUACACAACACACAGCACACAAGACCCUACACCGUUCACAACAGGACACGAAUCGAAAGGAACCCCAUACCAUGCCCAUACACUGGGACUGGGAUUGGGAGCACGAGCACGAGCACGAACACGGCGGAGCUCCUUUUCACUGGCCGCCGAGGAGGCAUUGGUCAACGGGCGAGCCGAAAUGCCGCCAGCGUCGCUACCAUCUCUCCCACGACAUGGACGUGUGCGCUCGGGAUUUCCAUCUGAGGGUGGACGACAGCGCCUGGUGUCACGGCUCGUGCCUGGUGGGCCGUGUGGUCAUUGAGACGGGUACAGAGCCUGACUCGCUGGGUCGGGGUACAUUCAAGGUGGUCUUGGACGUGCAUCACUUCCAGUUGGCAGAGCUCACGGUGAAGGCCAAGAACAGCGACACCAUCUGCGUGGAGGGCAAGCAGGCGGACGAUCGAGCCGAUAAGGGGCAGCUGUGCAUUACACGCGAGUUUACGCGAUGCUACAAGCUGCCCCGGCACUACGAUGCCACACAGGCGCGUGCCACAUUCUCGGCGGACGGCAUACUUAUGGUAACGGUGCCAGCACCACCCAAACUGGACGACGUGGAGCGUGUGGUGGACAUUGAGCCCACUGGCAACUACUUUGGCAGCAUUGCGGAUCCCAGUGCAUCCAAGGCCAUUGAGCAGCAGGCAAUUGACGAUUCAGCUGAUGGUGGCGAGGCUAAUCCUGCUGGCACAGCGACGGACAAAUGAAGCUGGCGACGUCUGGCGGUCGCGCGUACCUGGCGCCCACUCUGCAAGUGGAAGAAGCGUCUCCUGGGACGCGUGAAGACCGUCAGAGGCGGUCGUUGGACUUGAAUGAAGCAAAACACAAGUAUGACGAGCAUUUGGAUGUAAUAGAUGUAGCUGAUGCAAUGUCACGAAGACUUGACAUAGCCAAUGCACCUCUGCACCUGCUGGUGCCAGUAACUAGACUCACAAUCCUUAUUAUAAACUAUCCGAGCAAAAGUUAGUUAGUUACUUCGUUCUUGUUACAAAACACAUAGUCAAAUUGUUGAAAACGUUAACAAAUAUGGCCCCUAGAAUCUAUAACUAUAACUUUGUAUUUCUUAAGGAUUUAUGUCUUUGCUACUUUGAUUCUGCUUAAUGCCAAUAAAGGACUUUAUCGUAAACACUCUAAAAACGGACAGUCUCUACACAAUUAAUUUGUUUAUAG
Molecule: messenger RNA, 1444 nt
Organism: Drosophila nasuta
Lineage: Eukaryota; Metazoa; Arthropoda; Insecta; Diptera; Drosophilidae
Product: heat shock protein 23
Exons: 1
Coding region: 313-981 (222 amino acids)
Biological process (GO): response to heat; protein refolding
Cellular component (GO): nucleus; cytoplasm
Source: RefSeq, a predicted model, not a curated record